Messenger RNA from Adineta ricciae, 2076 nucleotides. The record is from the annotation of a GenBank genome assembly. NCBI's taxonomy places the organism in Eukaryota, Metazoa, Rotifera, Eurotatoria, Adinetida, Adinetidae.
AUGACGACUAGUAUUUUCAUAUUUCUUCUAUUGUUCACAAUUCAACACAUUCGAGCGGAUUGUCAGAAUGAAACAUCAGCAGAGUCAACAUUUGUCUAUCGACGCGUAUGUUAUUUUGCAAAUUGGGCUGCGAAGAGAUAUGAUAAUAUCAGUCGUUUAACUCCUGAGGAUAUCGAUCCGUUCUUAUGUACACAUAUCAAUUUUGCUUUCGGAAAAGUUUUAGAAAGUUUGAAUAUCGCACCGUACGAAGAAGAUGAUUUGAAAGGUUGGACAGCGAAUUCGAAGGGCAUGUACGAACGAAUAUUGAAAUUAAAAGAGGCCAAUCCUGAUCUUCGUGUCCUUCUCAGUGUGGGAGGAUGGACACAUGCAUCGCGCGGUUUUAAUGAAGUAUCGAAAAGUGCUGCAAAUAUAAAAACGUUUGUCAAGAAUAGUGUGAAAUUCCUACGUGAUAAUAAAUUUGAUGGAUUAGAUUUAGAUUGGGAAUAUCCAGGAGCGAAAGAUCAAGGUGCUGAACCUCAUUCAAAAACCGGUUACACAAAAUUAGUCAAAAAAUUAAGUCGAGUGUUCAAACGUGAAGCCGAACGAACGGGUCAAGAAAAACUUCUACUAACUUGUGCUACAGCUGCAGCGCGACAUCGGAUUGAAGCUGGUUAUGAAGUUGAAGAAGUUUGCAAAUAUUUUGAUUUCGUCUCCGUGAUGACUUAUGAUUAUCAUGGCAGCUGGGAUGGCAAAACCGGACAUAAUAGUCCAUUGUAUGCGAUGCGAAAUGAACGGAAGAAAUUUCGUGAAUGGAAUAUAAAUAGUUCAAUGCAUGUGUGGGAAGAGCUCGGUUGUCCGAAAGAGAAAUUGAAUAUUGGCCUUUCGGCUUAUGGACGAGCCUUUUCAUUAUUUGGAGAAACGGGUAUGAAUAAUGGUAAACCAAUCUCGAAGAAGAAAUCGUCGAUCGGCGUGAAAGCAAGUGCAGCUGAAGCAGGAAAAUACACUCGAGAAGCGGGAGUUUUAGCUUAUUACGAAAUAUGUGAAUUAUUACAAAAUAAUCCAAGUAAUCGUGUAUUUUGGCAUCGACAGAUGAGUGUACCCUAUGUUGCAAGUAAAAGUUUAUGGAUUGGCUUCGAUAACGUUCGUAGUGUCACACUCAAAAUGCAAUUCUUGAAAGAACAUGGAUAUGGCGGUGUGAUCAUUUGGUCUCUCGAUCUUGAUGAUAAAACAGGCGAAACUUGUCAUGAAGGACCCUUUCCGAUUUUUAAUGCAGCAAAGCGCGAAUUAUUGAUUUUACCUGAACAUCUUGCAGAUAGAAAUAAGAAAUGUUCAGAUGAGAAUGUCACUGUCACAAGUGAACAUCUUCAUUCGAAAACGACUCAAGUAAAACACAAUAUUUUCUUUCUGUUUUACCUGAUGGGAGAUGAUUUACUUGCAUAUCGAGAUCGAAUUUCUCUUGCUCUUUGUGCUAAUCGACACGAAGACAUCAUCACCAUGUCGAAAACUUAUUUAACAACCUUUCGCGAUAUUCCUCCGAAUGAUCGUCAAAUGCUUUACUCAACUUACCAGAAACUUAUUCUUGAUUUCAACUUCAAAUCGUAUUGGAAAUUGAUUUCGACAGGAUUAAAAGAUAAGAUCGAACUGAAAUACUUGGAAUCGAUUGAAAACAAAAUCGAUUAUCUUUGUAAUGAUAUUGUUGAAAUGAUCGAUAAUUAUUUCCUCGCAUCGAAACUCAAUGAAGAUUUAGACAUUAUUUACACAUUGCGACAACGUGCAGAUUUUCUUUUCUUUAAUUCUUCGAUUGCAAGACCAGCGACAAAACAAAUUAUCCUUCAAUCGGCUUUGCGUUCAUACACAGAAGGUGUCGAACGAUCACGUUUAACAUUAGCAAUCAAUGAACCUGAACGAGUGUUAAUUCAACUUCGUAAAUGUGCUUGUGAAGUACAAUUAUCCAAUGGAAGUUGUUCUUCGGAAACAUAUUUCGAAUUAGUUAAUGAAAUUCAACAAAUGAAAUCUUCCUCAAUAUCAUGUGAUCCACAACUUAUCGGACAAAUGGAAUCUUAUCGUUUAGAAUUAGACAAACUUCGAUGUAAAUAA